AUGAAAGUUUUCGGAUUUUUAGCCGCUUUCGCCACCGCUCAAGAUUUUAGCGUGCUUUCUAGCGCUGCUGAGGACUUGGACAAGAUCAUCACUUCCACCACCGGCAAUGUCAAAGAGAUCAUCUCAAAAUUCGCAGACUUUGAUUUCCAGCGACCAGUAGAGUGCGACAGUGAGAAAAUGUCUGUAGAAGAGGGUGUUGCCUGUGUUCAAAAAGGAUUCAGCCAGAUCUUCGAGUUUGGAACUGAGACAAUCGCUGCUACCGCCGAGAAAUUCGUUGAGGACGGAACCUUUGACCGAAUCGUUGAGCGCGCCGAUCAGAUGAAGCAAAAUCUCCGAGAUGCCGGAUUCAACAUCUACGAAUACGACCCAGAGAAGCCAUACGUUUACACACCACCAGAGGACCUUAAGAAGUACGAUUUCAGCGGAGAUGAAGUGAAAGAAACGAUGGACAAUGUCAACAAAAUCAUCAAAGAAGCUACUGCUUCCUUUGGAAACAAAGAUGAACUGUAA
Molecule: messenger RNA, 510 nt
Organism: Oikopleura dioica
Lineage: Eukaryota; Metazoa; Chordata; Appendicularia; Copelata; Oikopleuridae
Source: the annotation of a GenBank genome assembly